AUGGCCAAGAGAAAUGUUGCUGCUAAUUCUCCUUUUGAGAGGACUAGCUUGGCUUCUCUGGAUCAAAAGUUGGCCAUGGCCAAGCGCUGUUCUCAUGAGGGCGUGAUGGCAGGAGCUAAGGCAGCUGUUGUUGCUACCAUUGCCACUGCCAUUCCAACACUGGCUAGUGUAAGGAUGCUACCUUGGGCAAGAGCCAACCUCAAUCACACUGCUCAAGCUCUCAUAAUAUCCACUGUGGCGGGAGCAGCAUAUUUCAUAGUAGCUGACAAGACCGUUUUGGCAACUGCAAGAAAGAACUCCUUCAACCCGCCCUCCAGUGCAUGA
This is a messenger RNA of Abrus precatorius (Indian licorice), 324 nucleotides long. Its product is annotated as early nodulin-93-like. Bases 1 to 324 code for a protein of 107 amino acids. The transcript is spliced from 4 exons. The record is from RefSeq and is a predicted model, not a curated record. NCBI's taxonomy places the organism in Eukaryota, Viridiplantae, Streptophyta, Magnoliopsida, Fabales, Fabaceae.